Molecule: messenger RNA, 1629 nt
Organism: Salarias fasciatus (jewelled blenny)
Lineage: Eukaryota; Metazoa; Chordata; Actinopteri; Blenniiformes; Blenniidae
Gene: cxcr3.1
Product: chemokine (C-X-C motif) receptor 3, tandem duplicate 1
Exons: 3
Coding region: 109-1221 (370 amino acids)
Biological process (GO): immune response; cell chemotaxis; inflammatory response
Cellular component (GO): external side of plasma membrane; membrane
Molecular function (GO): C-C chemokine binding; C-C chemokine receptor activity; C-X-C chemokine receptor activity
Source: RefSeq, a predicted model, not a curated record
UGCGUGAGUACUUUCUCUGUAACUUCCCCCGUGGUGCGAGCACAUGAAGCUGGACUGCAAAGCUGAUCUCUCCUGCGGGCGGUUUCCACACACUGUUCAGGUUCACAAAUGGAUCCCUUCACUCUGAGUGAUGAAGACAUAAAUUCACUUUUAAACGACUACAAUGCCUCUUCUGACUCCCCAUAUGACUGUUGUGAUGGGGGCGAAGUCUGCGACCUGGAUGAAGGCACGCGCUUCGAGGCGGUCUUCAUACCUGUCCUGUACUCGGUGGCCUUUGUUGUGGGCAUCCUGGGGAACGCAAUCCUGUUGGGGGUGCUGUGUCGGAGCAGGAAGAAAUGGAGCGUCACAGACACCUUCAUCCUCCACCUGGGGGUGGCGGAUGUCCUGCUGCUGGUCACGCUGCCCUUCUGGACUGUGCAGUACGCUCGAGAGAGAGGAUGGGCAUUCGGCACCGUCCACUGCAAGAUAACCGGAUCUGUUUUUACGAUCAACUUCUACACCGGGAUCUUUCUCCUGGCCUGCAUCAGUCUGGACCGCUACCUGUCCAUCGUCCACGCCACGCAGAUGUACUCCCGCAGAAACCCCUGGGUCGUUCAUGGCAGCUGCAUGGCUGUGUGGCUCUUCUCCCUGCUCCUCUCCAUUCCUGACUGGAUCUUCUACGAGGCCAUGUACGAUCCCAGGCGGGAUAAAACGGAGUGCAUUCGGAACUACUUCAGUUACGGCCUGGAGGCACUGAAAGCGUGGCGGCUGGCGUCGCGCCUGGUCUACCACGUCGUGGGCUUCCUGCUGCCUUCGGUCAUCAUGAUCUACUGCUACGCCUGCAUCCUGCGCCGACUUCGCUGCGGCACCCAGGGGCUCCAGAAGCAGAAGGCGUUCAGGGUCAUCAUCUCCGUGGUGGUGGUGUUCUUCCUCUGCUGGACGCCGUACAACAUCACGCUCAUGGUGGACACCCUUCAGCUCGACAACAACAACACCUGCAGAGCCACGCUGUCCCUGCAGAAAGCAACCGUGGUGACCUCCUGCCUGGGCUACCUCCACUGCAGCCUCAACCCCAUCCUGUACGCCUUCGUGGGGGUGAAGUUCCGUCGGCAGCUCCUGAGCAUCCUGAGGUCUCUGGGCUGCAAGGUGAAGAUGGGCGCCAAAUUCCAGUCCGUGGCCAGCAGCCGGAGGAGCUCUGUUUGGUCGGAGUCUGCAGACACCUCCAACUCCAUCGCAAUCUGAGGAAGACACACACACACACACACACACACACACACACACACACACACACACACACACACACACACAUACUGGCUUAUCUACAGGCUUUACACCUCAAACUAAGGAGGCAGAUACUUGAGAACCUGGAUUCUCCAUCUCUCUCUAGAACUCUCACUUGCACUUGUUGGCAGCAAACUUUUCUCGUUGGCGCAAAUUUGACCCCUUUGUGAACGACAGCAUUAUGUCAUAGGUUAAAGCCACGUAUGUUUUUGUAGCAGGAAGACUUUGAUGAUUGUAUUGAGAUGUUGUUUUAUAAGAAAAAUGCAAAUCUUUUGGUUUUAUAUCACAUUUCUUUUCAAGUUUUUAUAUAUUUUGAUAUUUUGUUUUUGAUAAAGUGUACAAUAAAGUUUGUUUUUGAAAAACCAACAA